Astrephomene gubernaculifera is the source of this 6324-nucleotide messenger RNA. NCBI's taxonomy places the organism in Eukaryota, Viridiplantae, Chlorophyta, Chlorophyceae, Chlamydomonadales, Astrephomenaceae. The record is from the annotation of a GenBank genome assembly.
AAAACCAUACAGAAUACUAGAGUUAAGACUUUGACUUAACGAUGGCAGCGCGAGACUGCGCUUCUAACAGAACCUUUUUCCCUUUUUAGCGUAUCGCCGCCGUGAUAACGGAUAGGUAUUUUCAUUUCAACUUGGACUAAGAUAACAGCUAUGAGUGAGGCGAUAGGGGACCAGGGUGACGAGAUUAGGAGGAUUCUCCUAAGCCGGCAUUUAGACAAUGUCUUCAGCGGAACCGGUGGACCCAAGCGGCCAGGAAGCGCCCCACCACAAGCAGAAAUGUUACCAGGCUCUCCUAUGGGAGCAGGGGCACCGGCAUACAACCUUAUUACCGGCGAGCCCUUAAGGGAUGGCAGCAAUGGGGCUGUCACCUCCGGUACCCAGCCACCUCCACAGUGCAGGGCCCUCGAUGGCAACGACCUUGGCUUAGCACCUGAUGCUGAAGAAGCCCUGAGGUCGCAGCCAGAUUACGUCGCUUAUUACUACGCAAACGUACGCAAUAAUCCUCGCCUCCCACCUCCACUUCCGGCAAGAAACGUCAAUGCGGCAUGGUUUGAGAACGGUAAAUCGCUGGCUUCCGAUGGCCUUGCUGACGCACAGGCCAAGCCCGAUGCUGGCGACGCCCAGGCCAGAGCUACUUUUAACAUGUUAUUCGGCAACUUCAAGGACGGUGCUGAGCCCAUUCCAAUACGAGGCGCGGAUUACAUAGGGCAGGACUUUGCCCAACAAGCGAGCUCAAGCCUUGGCGCCGCCAGCGGCAUAUCUCCGCCGCAGCCUCCCGACACACUUGCUGCUGCAUGGGCCAACGUCAACUCCACAAAGGCCUCCAGCAGCGCCACACAGCAGUUGCUGGGCGCGUACGGAUCACCGAAGCCUCCGACCGCCUUGAGCCCGUUGCUAACGGCUGAGCUGAACGCCCAGGCCAGCGGCAUUUCCCUCUACUCGGCCCACAGUGCAGACGAACAGACCCUUCAUGAGUCCCUCUUCGUUGGCAGCAACCCACACACUCCUAUGGGAAGCCAGCAUGGCGGCGUCAACCCGCUCUUUGGCUCGUUCAACCCAGACUCGCCGCGCCCACCGUCCUUGGACGCCGUGGGUCGCUCCGUGAGCAGCAACAGCCUUGGGGCGGGAACGCUGGGCAAGGACCCCAAGGUCAACCCUGCCCCGGGGCCCGCCGGUCGCAUCUCUUCCGUCAUCGGCGACCAGCGAGUGACUCUGCGCACGCCAUCCAAGCUCCGCAUUGGAAGCACUGUGGCCGACCAAGACCCGCAACAGCAGCUGCUCAACAGCCUGACGGGCGCGGACGGCGCUGCUGCAGCGGCAGCCGCGGCGGCUGCGGCUUGUGCAGCCGUUGACCCAGAAAAUGCCGCCGCCGCAGCUGCUGCGGCGGCGGCGGCACAGGUCCAAGCAGCGGUGGAAGCUUUUACAAAUCUUCCGCCAGCGGCCGCUACAGCCUUUGCCGCGGCAUUGGGUGGUGGCGACCAAGGGGGAGUUCCCGUCAACGGCCAGCCGCUUGUCGCUCCCGAGGUGCUGCUUGGUGGCGCUGGAGCGCAGCAGCAGCAGAUGCAACAGGCGAUGUACAUGGCGGCUGCGAUGUACCCGAUGUAUUAUCAGCAGGCGCAACAGACGGCAGGGGUGCAGCAGAGCUUCCAGAAGGCCAUGCAAGCUGCCGCGAUGGCCGGCUUUCCUUCCAUGCCGGGAGCAGCGGGUGGAUUUCCGGUCAUCCCUGGCGCUGUACCUCCUGCCAUGCUGCAAGCCGCUGCCUUUCCUCCAGCCAUGCUCGGUGGUCUGCCGCCUGGUGCAGCCGCCCUAUUCAGCGCGGGCGGAGUACCCGACAUGGCGGCACUGGCGGCUGCAGGGUUGCGGCCGCCGCAGUCCUUUGGUGCGGGCGCUCUGGUGCCGCCCUUCCAGCCAGGCAUGGCCAUGGGGAUGGGCGGCGGCGCCGAGUACGCAGCGUACUACCAGAAGAUGAUGGAGGCGCAGGCCGCCGCUAUGGCCAUGGCGGGAGGCGGGGUUCCCAAGGAUGCCGACGCAGCAGCGGCUCUCCUCCGUGCUGGAGUGCCACCACCGCCGCCGCCGCAUGGGCAGCCGCCGCCUCCACCCAAGGACAAGAGGGGCGGCAGCGGCGACCCCGCCGGACCCUACGGUCAUCCCUUGAGCGGCGCUGGUGGCAGUGGCGAGUUGGGUCUACGCGGCCGCAACAAUUCUAUCGGCCGUGAGGGAGAUCGCCUAACGCCGCGUAGCAGUGGUACCAUCCCGCCGCAAGGUAUGGGCUCGCCUUCUGGCGGCGGUACAUCGGCUUCAGGCUCUCCGGUCACUUCCUCGCCUUUUGGUGCUCCCGGUGUCGGGCCGGCCAUGCACAACAGCCGCCUGCGCUCGGCGUCAGGGCCUCAGCCGUACGGCGCUCAGCAGCAUGACGGCCACAUGAUGUCACUGGGCAGCAUGGGCAGCGGUACCCUUCCAAGCGCCGGUAGUCUGGGCCAGUCGGGUGGCCAGGGCUACCAUCGGGAGUCUCGCGGACCUGACGGCCCGCCUCAGCGCCGCAACAGCAUCCGCCGCGAUGCGCUCAUCUCCGAGGGCGCCGAGCCCCACAGCAACGGCGGCAACAGCAGCCAAGGUGCCGGCGGCAGCGGCCGCGGGCCCCGCAGCAGUGGAGACACGCUUCUUGACGAGUUCAAGACCAACAAGACGGGCCGUAAGUGGGAGCUGCGGGAGAUUCUGGGCCAUGUGUACGAGUUCAGCCUGGACCAGCACGGCAGCCGCUUCAUCCAGCAGAAGCUUGAGGGCGUCAGCUCGGAGGACCUGGACGCCGCGUUCAGCGAGGUGCUGCCGCGUAUCAUGCACCUCAUGACGGAUGUGUUUGGAAACUACGUGGUGCAGAAGUUCCUAGAGCACGGUUCUCCGGAGCAGCGCGCACGGCUGACCAAGGCGCUCCAUGGCCACGUCCUGCAGCUGAGUUUGCAGAUGUACGGUUGCCGUGUGGUGCAGAAGGCGCUCGAGGUCUUCUCUGAGGAACAGAAGGUUGAGCUGGUCGCUGAGCUGGACGGUCACAUCAUGCGUUGCGUGCGCGACCAGAACGGCAACCACGUCAUCCAGAAGUGCAUCGAGUGCGUCCCCGCGGCUCGCAUCCGCGGCCUACUGGACAACUUCCUCAUGUGCGUCGUGCCCCUGUCCACUCACCCCUUCGGCUGCCGCAUCAUUCAACGCAUCUUGGAGCACGUCAGCGACCAGCAGCGCCGUGCCGCCGUCAUGGCCGACAUCCUGGCGUCUGCCGUACAGCUCACGCAAGACCAGUACGGCAACUACGUGAUUCAGCACGUGUUGGAGCACGGUACGCCCCAGGAGCGCUCGUCCAUUUCUGGCAGCCUGGCUGCCACCGUCGUACAGCUCUCCAUGCACAAGUUUGCUAGUAACGUCAUCGAGAAGUGUCUGACGUACGGCAGCACGGCGGAUCGUGACCUUCUCAUUAACAGGAUGCUGGGCGCCCAGGCGCUGCAGAUGCAGCAGGCGGCGGCUGCGGGUGGUGUAGACGCUGACAUGGAAGUCGAGGAUCCCGUGCAAGUCAUGAUGAAGGACCAGUUCGGCAACUACGUCGUGCAGAAGGUGCUGGAGGUGUGCUCCGACGACCAACGCGAGAUCAUGCUGGCGCGCGUACGGCAGCAGCUGCACGCGCUCAAGCGCUACACGUACGGCAAGCAUAUCGUGGCGCGCGUCGAGAAGCUGCUGUCGGCCGGCACGCGCUAUCAAACACACGCCAAGGGCCGGUUGCUGCCGGAUGAUGAGGCAUUGGCUGCUGCGGCCGCGGCAGCUGGGCGGCUGAACAGCCUGUCUAUCACUUCUCCGCCACCGCCGCCGCCACCCCCGCCGCCGCCCUCAGCAGCCGAAGCUUGGGCUGGCAACCCUGAUUCAGCAGCAGCACAUGGACGAGGCGGCUCGACGGGUUCAGACGGCGGCGGUAGCGCGCAGCCAGCGGCGCCCAACACACCCACUGUAUCUGCCGGCACGGCCGAGGGCGGCUACUCGAGCAACGUUGUGGCGACCACGACCGCAUCCGACGAGGGCGCGGCUCCGGCGGCCCCUCAGCGCCCCAGCUCGGGUGUUGUGGGCCUAGACGCCUCGGUUGAUGGGCCGGCAAAGGCAGCGAACUAGGCCGCGUAAGCGGCCGACCGACGUGAGGGGGAUGCAAUGCAUCCGACAUCGGCAUAAGUUCUCGCACAAUUGAGGUAAUGUGUGUAUAUUUAGAGACCGUGUGCGCGUUUGUUUAUAUGGUAGACCUUCGGAAUGGCGUCCUGAAACCCUAGGGGUGUCAUUGGAAUAUGUUAUCAGUGCCUAGAGAACCAAGAGCAGUUUUCGUUUUCGUGUUCGCUCCUGAUCAUUUUCUGAAUGGCGCUACCCGCUUGAGGUUGGAUUAGUUUUGAUUGUGGCGUCUAAUUGUGGUUCGGAAAGCGGCGUUGCUGCGUCGAGGUGCUUCUCCGGUCGUUCAGCUGUGGCAUAUAGCCUGACAGGAUAGGCAGCGUAGGCGAUUGCGAGGAAUGCAACUCUUUGAACCCGCUGCUCCUGCUGCAGCCAGCAAUAGCCGCUUCUGUUUUUCUUGUCAACGUCCCCAUCUUAGGGUGGCGGAACUUCCUAGUAAAGAAUUGUUUGUGAACAUAGAUUGGACAUACAAGCAGCCUCGAGGUGUGUGACGUGUGUAGCGGCAUAGGGUGCUGAGAUGGGCGCGCGGGGCUUCUUUAAAGUGCGCCGCAUGGCGCCAUGGCAGGAGCCGCUGUUGCCUAGCUUUCUUGACCCGCUGCCAGAGGCUACGUACCAUGAAGCGGAGAUGGCUACCUGACGGAUUGUGACGGGGUGGACGCGGGGGUGUCUCGUGGUCGUGCGGUCAUGGACAUCCCGAGCGCUGCCUUCUCUUCGCGCUCAAACUGCUGUGCCCCUAAGCGCUUCGCCGCACCAUGGGUCGCACGCCCCUAGUAAGCGGACCCAGAUGCGUGAGCGCGUCUGCCCCUGUGUCUGCGUGUGGGCGCUUGCGCAUGUGAUGUGCCGGCUGCCUGCAGACGGGCAGGUGCUAUUCAUCUUGGCGGUGGUUGCUGCGCUCGUGUAGCUACGAGUUGGGUGGCGACUUUGGAACUCGGAUUCAGGAACAUGCCUGAUUGCGCGCGUCUUUGUACGUCUCGGAGUUAGGACUUGAGCUGUGGGGGGUUGAGUGCGGACUCGGAUAGCGUCUGCGGAGCAACUGGGAUGUUGUUGGAGCGAUGCAACGUCCUGACUGUGGCGUCUUCGGCUGCAGGUAAUGAGGCGUUAGAUUGGACAUGCAGCCAUGCAAUGGCUGAGCACUAUGGAGGCAGGCAUGUGGAGCGGGAUUGCAGGUUUGCUUGCUGAACUGCCGCGGGAGUUGUUAUCUGCUGGAUGUCUUUCUCUUGGCUGGGGAUGUGGCGCACAGGUGCUGCGGUACACGCGCAAGGCGCGUGUCAUGCCGCAUGCAGGAGAGUUAUUCGAUGUUUUGCUGGCAGCAUGUGUUGCUUGGGCUGCUAGCGUGUGGCUGCUGAGUGCGUAGGACUGCUCAGCUGGAACAGUCUGCGCAUGCUGUUCAGAGACAUGUUCGUACCGGUAUUGUACAAACCUGGAAGCAACAUACCGGUUCUGCUGCGGUACCAGGUGCCAUAUGCUUGCAAUGUGGCCAGUGUGCGUGCGUGGGCUUCUUUCAUAGCUCUUUGGCGUGUUUUUGAGGGUAAUACGUUUAUGAGCUGUACAUCCGCUUUGUUUAUGUGGUGUACAAAGUUCUGGUAUCAUGUUUGCCUCCCGUUUUGGGCGUCCAUAGCCGAAAGGGUACAUACUAGUAUUUGUCCACUUUGCGUGCCCCGCCUGAAACACCUUGGCGGUGCGCCUGCCACACAUACCGAGGAGGACGCGUGACAUAUCGAGGAACGAGCCUGUGCCCACUCUCCGCUGGCGGUCGGCCUUUGGUCCCCGCUUGCUCGCCUGACGCACCUGUGCUACAUAAGGGCGGUGAGGAUGGCGAGUAUGUUGGGCCAAGUGGUGAGCGGCGUUGUGGGUGUCACAGAGCUAAUCAGGCGUUUGAAUGCUAGGACUAGCCUAGCUGUUUUUGUUAUUCUGGAGAUCAUGUGGACAGUGGUAGGUACGACUAGGUUAGCGACAGAAGGAUUGGGUUGUGAAAGGCGUGUGCUUGAGGCGGUUGCUUAAGGCCAUAGUCAUUACUACGCGUGUAUCAAGGGAGCCCUGAGUGGCAGCAACCACUUGAGAUGGCUUCGCCAUUCCUCUUGUUGCGCUGCGCUCGGCCUGGCACGUUGACACGUGUUAACACGUUGCCCACCG